This is a messenger RNA of Lithohypha guttulata, 771 nucleotides long. RefSeq lists its product as uncharacterized. The transcript has 2 exons. Bases 1 to 771 code for a protein of 256 amino acids. Lineage: Eukaryota; Fungi; Ascomycota; Eurotiomycetes; Chaetothyriales; Trichomeriaceae. The record is from RefSeq and is a predicted model, not a curated record.
AUGGCUGCAACCAAGGUAGCAUUGGUGACAGCGUCUUCCGCAGGUCUGGGAGCAGCUUGCGUCAAAGCCCUAGCACCACACUUCCGAGUCGUUGUCAACUACUACUCCCGACCAGAAAAAGCCGAACAAGUCAUUAAAGAAGCCGAAUCAAUACAACCCACCUAUCCUUCCUCCCCCGAGUCACCACGCUUCACCGCGAUCCAAGCAGACCUAGCACAAAAGUCCGAGGUCCAGCGCCUCGUUCAAGAGACUGUACAACGUAUGGGCCGGCUAGAUUGCAUCGUGAGCAAUCAGGGCUGGACACGUCUGACAAACUUCAUGGACAUUGACGACCAGGUCAACGAAGAAGAUUGGACGAAGUGCUAUAACGUCAAUGUGCUCUCCCACCUAUGGCUAUUAUACGCCGCAAAGCCGCAUCUAGAGAAAUGCGAAGGCGGCGGAUCUUUCGUCACAGUCGCCUCCUUAGCUGGCGUGCGCCCGUCCGGCAGCUCGCUACCCUACUCCGUCACCAAAGCUGCGCAGAUCCACAUGACAAAGGGCCUAGCUAUCAUCUGUGGCUCGAAGAUUCGAUGUAAUGCCGUAUCGCCUGGGUUGAUGAUGACGGAAUGGGGUCAGCAGUUUCCUGAGGCGAAAGUGAAGGCGACGAUUGAGAAGUCGGCUGGAAAGAAUUUGGCUCAGGUUGAGGAUGUUGCGGAGCAGAUUAAAAGUUUGGUGCUGAGUAAGAGUAUAACGGGACAGAAUAUUGUUAUUGAUUGUGGCAUUGCGAUAUGA